Boeremia exigua is the source of this 3101-nucleotide messenger RNA. RefSeq lists its product as uncharacterized. The record is from RefSeq and is a predicted model, not a curated record. The transcript is spliced from 2 exons. Gene Ontology annotation, molecular function: protein binding. Gene Ontology annotation, biological process: positive regulation of TORC1 signaling. Bases 156 to 3038 code for a protein of 960 amino acids. Gene Ontology annotation, cellular component: cytoplasm. Lineage: Eukaryota; Fungi; Ascomycota; Dothideomycetes; Pleosporales; Didymellaceae.
UCUCGUGAUGGACGCGUCGUCCCUUGUAGACAGACGCAUGUGAAAUCUAAAUCAAGCCAAUGCUACUUUCUCGGCAUCAGCGCGUUGUUUGAGGCUUGGCCAAUGAGCCCAGAGCUAGUCUCUGGCACUCCACCGUGACUUGGACUUGAUCGAUAAUGGAGGCCGCUAUCAGGUGGUCGCCGCACUCCACCCAGGACGAGCCGCGGUUCCUGAUCAUCGACGUCGCAGGCAACCGGCUGCGGCUGUGCGAGAUUGAGAGCUUCGACGGGCCGAAGGUGAACUACCGCCAGCUAUUGGUCCGCGACAAGCUGCCCAACUACACGGCGUUUGACUGGUCCAAGAAAGACCCCGAUGUGGUCGCCAUUGGCUCAGCGUCUGGCGAGGCACACGUCGUGCAGCUGGAUCCGAGCAAGCCUGAGGGCGACUUCCUCCAUGCCUUUCCCAUUAGACACCAGAGGAAGUGCAACUCCAUUGCGUUCAGUCACAACAACCUCCUGGCUACUGGGCUGGACAGGGUGAGAAAUGAUGUCUGUCUCAACAUCUAUAACAUGGGCGAUGCAAGAUUCACAAGCAAGGACGAGCCGUACAGGAAACUGGCGAGCUCCGAGGCUGUGUCCAGCAUCAAGUUCUUCGACAGCCAGCCGGAAACGCUUCUUGCGGGUGUCCAGAGGCAGUAUGUUAGGAUAUACGACCUUCGAGACUCCGGAACGCAGGGCAUUGCGAAUAUCCAGACCAAACAGGUCCACAACAUCGCCAUUGACCCUCUGGACGAAAACUACUUCCUCUCAGCGGGGACCACAGGCGACCCUGCUGUGACUGUGUGGGACCAGCGCAUGAUCAAGCAGCGCAGCGACAGCAACGGUGCAGUCAUUGAGUUCAAGCCCAUCGUCGACAACAGCCAGGCUGCGAGUAUCUGGAGCCUAAGGUACUCCGGAACCAAGCGAGGCACGUUCGGUGUCCUUGCCAACACGGGCGAGUUCAAGAUACUGGAACUCGCCCAGCACUCGCAUCAGCUGGAGACACUGAAGUCAACGGCUGACACUGCCAUGGCUCGGGCUUGGUCGUCGCCGUUCUACACAAAGGUCUCGCAUCAUCUACGCCACCCAUGGCACAGCAAGACCUUCCCGCAGAAACAAAAGGAUCGCGUCAUGGCGUACGAUUUCAUGACGAGCGGCAGUCCGCUGGACGGGCAGUGUGCUUUGGCACUACACGCGAAUCGAGAAAUCGAGGUCAUGAAGGUCCCGCCACCUGCACCGCGUAUCAACGUGAGCGCGCUUGGGGAGAUCUACAGAGAUCGCACCACCGUCGCCCGACCGAGAAGCCGCCAUGGCACCGUAGCGGAGGAUCUUGCUGAGAUCCAGAACGAGGCUUUGAGUAGAAAGGGUGGUUUCGGGCCAGCAGAUUUGUCCGAGAGUGUGAGUAAAUUGGGCCUGGACGAUCAGCAGCCAAGUCCACGACUGCGUGAGGACAUCCUCAGACUGGCUUAUCCAGACGUAAAAGUGCCCCUGGCCGACUAUCUCGCGUUCAUGCAAGGCUCGAAGCGACGCUGCCAGGAAGGCUACUCUCUGGGAUGCGCUCAGAACAAGGCCAUCGUCGCGAACGACCCCUGGCUGGCCGAUGUGUGGACCUUUGUUGAGCGGAUGGACACGCACGCUCUGGCAGAUGGGAUGGUGGGCAACGGCCUUGAACUGAACUACCUCGGGAUUGAGUCCAUCUGGAACAACGAUCUCGAAAUGUACGACGACCGCCGCAUUGACCCCGAUGCGAACACCAGCCAGACCAUGUUCCGAGACGCGGUGAAGGAGAUCGUGGAGGCUAAGGAGUUCCCGCCAUUUGAAGGCGUUGUGACGAAGCUUCCCGAGAACCGACAACUCUGCUUGAGCCUGUGUGGAUGGCCGCUUGACAAGAAGGGUGUGCAGGAGAACUGCGAGAACCUAAUCGCAGAUGGGCAGGCCCUGAAAGCAGUUGUUCUGGCGGUGUUCCAAGGCCACAAGGACAUCGCACUGUCGCUACUGCGAACAGCCCUCCAGCAGGGCAAGCUUGCCCAGGACCACAUAGGGCUUGGUGCUGUCAUCGCCUGCGCCUCUCCCUUCUCAGGGGUGCCCGCCCAGCAGCGUGAAGCCUGCGCGUGGAUGGCGGAUAUGACAACAGACCCGUACCUCAAAUCACUCCUCACGUACUUCAUCAGCGCCGACUGGACGGCUGUCGUCAACACUCCAUCCCUCGCACUCGUCGACCGCGUCGCCGUCGCCCUCCGAUACCUCCCCGACGCACCCCUCUCGCACUUCCUCACCACAACAACCACAUCCCACAUCCGCAGCGGCUCCAUCUCCGGGCUCCUCCUCACGGGCCUCACCACCCGCGCCCUCGACCUCCUGCAAGUCCACAUCGCCGCGCACCCCUCGGAGCUGCAAUCCGCCGUGCUGCUGCUCUCCCGCGCCUGCCCGCUCUACAUCCAGGACCCGCGCUGGUACCUCUGGAAAGACAUCUACCUGGACCACAUGCAGCAGUGGCACACGUUCCUGGAGCGCACGCGCUACACCAAGGAGCACAACGCGCGCAGCGUCACCCGCGCCGGCAGCACCCGCAACAAGCCCGCCCAGCCCAGCAUCGCCAUUCGCUGCGCCCAGUGCCACCACAACCUCGCCCUGCGCAAGGAACCCCGCGCCCAGGCCCGCAGACUCGUGCCUGUCACCGGCGCUCCCUACCACCCGCAGCACCCCGCGAACCCGAAGUCUGCGCUGCUCCACAAGGCCGCGCCGGGGAAACACGCGACUUCGAGCCCCGCGCUCGCGUGUCCCAACUGCGGCGCCCAGAUGCCCCGCUGCGGGCUGUGCAUGAUGUGGCUGGGGUCGCCGGACCCGGCGAAGCCCGGGGGCGCGGAGACGCUCAAGGGCGAGGAUCUCGAGGCGCGGCUGAUGGUGUUUUGCAUGAACUGCACGCACGGGUUCCACGGGCACCAUGCGCGGGAUUGGUUUGCGCGGCACGCCAUGUGUCCCGUGCCGGACUGCGGGUGCAUGUGCGGGCUGCUGAAGUAGGGACAGGAUAUGUAGUGUGGUCGUGUAUGAAAUACUGGUAUUACAACGUCUAGUCUAGCCGCG